AUGAACGACAUGAGUGAAACGAAUAACUGUGUCAGUCGCUCCGCGUGCAACAGCAAGGGUAGCAUGAUUGUUGUUUCAAAUCGCCUGCCUUUUGUGUUAAAGAGAAAUGAGAAAACCGGUGAAUUAGAAAGGAAAGCCAGCGCCGGCGGUCUCGUGACCGCUGUGGCGCCGGUCGUCAUCCGGGGGAAGGGCAUCUGGGUGGGCUGGCCGGGCAUCCACCUGGACAACCCCAACGAGACCAUCCCAGAGUCCGACCCCAACGACAAGACCCCCACGGCGGGACUACUGUCCAGUAAGAUCGUUGCCAUCCACGCGGAGCCGAAGCUAUUUGAUAGCUACUACAAUGGCUGCUGCAACGGGACCUUCUGGCCCCUUUUCCACUCGAUGCCCGACCGGGCCACAUUCAUCGCGGACCAUUGGCGGGCGUACAUCAAGGUCAACGAGCAGUUCGCCGAGAAGACUAUGCACGCUUUGCAACUGCUCAAGCAGGAUUCCAGCAAUGAGAAGAGCUGCUCGCCCCCCAUCGUCUGGGUGCACGACUACCACCUAAUGUUGGCCGCCAACUGGAUUAGGCAGCGAGCGGAGGAAGAGGACAUUAAAUGCAAGCUCGCGUUCUUCCUGCACAUUCCGUUCCCGCCAUGGGACAUAUUCCGUCUGUUCCCGUGGUCCGACGAGGUGCUGCAAGGAAUACUAGGGUGCGACAUGGUCGGCUUCCACAUAACCGACUACUGUUUGAACUUCAUCGACUGUUGCCAACGCAACCUGGGUUGCCGUGUGGACAGGAAGAACCUGCUCGUCGAGCUCGGUGGCAGGACCAUCUGCGUGAGGCCGCUGCCGAUCGGGGUGCCCUUCGAUAGGUUCGUCCAGCUGGCGCAGAACGCGAAGACCGUCCUCUCCACCAGCCAGAAGGUGAUCCUCGGGGUGGACAGGCUCGACUACACCAAGGGCCUUGUCCACCGGCUGAAGGCCUUCGAGAGGCUACUGGAGAAGCACCCAGAGCACAUAGAGAAGGUCGUACUGCUCCAGAUCUCGGUCCCGUCGAGGACCGACGUGAAGGAGUACCAGGACCUCAAAGAGGAGAUGGACCAGCUGGUCGGCCGGAUCAACGGUAGAUUCACGACACCGAAUUGGUCACCUAUCAGGUACAUCUACGGCUGCGUGGGCCAGGACGAGCUGGCGGCGUUCUACCGCGACGCGGCGGUGGCGCUGGUGACGCCGCUGCGCGACGGCAUGAACCUGGUGGCGAAGGAGUUCGUCGCGUGCCAGAUCAACAGGCCGCCCGGCGUGCUGGUCGUCUCGCCGUUCGCAGGCGCCGGCGAGAUGAUGCACGAGGCGCUGAUAUGCAACCCCUACGAGCUGGACGACGCGGCGGAGGUGAUACACAGGGCGCUGAUAAUGCCGGAGGACGAGCGGAUAGUGCGCAUGAACCACCUGCGCCGCCGCGAGCAGCUGAACGACGUGGACAGCUGGAUGAAGAGCUUCCUCAAGGCGAUGGACUCUCUGGAGGAGGAGGCGGACGACAUCGGGGCCACCUCAAUGCAGCCGGUCACCAUCGACGACUUCGACGAGUACCUCUCCAAGUACAUCGGCUACACUCAGAAGCUGGCACUUCUAUUGGACUACGACGGCACCCUGGCCCCCAUCGCCCCCCACCCGGACCUGGCCACGCUGCCGCUGGAGACCAAACACACCCUGCAGCGCCUCUCAAACAUGUCCGACGUGUACAUCGCCAUCAUCUCGGGCCGGAACGUCAACAACGUCAAGGACAUGGUUGGAAUCGAAGGUAUAACUUACGCCGGCAACCACGGUCUGGAGAUAUUACACCCGGAUGGCAGUAAAUUCGUGCAUCCCAUGCCGAUGGAACUGCAAGACAAGGUCGUCGAGCUGCUCAAAUCGCUGCAGGAGCAGGUGUGCAAGGACGGGGCGUGGGUGGAGAACAAGGGGGCGCUGCUGACGUUCCACUUCAGGGAGACGCCGGUGGCGAAGAGGGCUGCCCUGGCGGAGCAGGCGCGGCGGCUCAUCACCGCCGCGGGGUUCACCCCGGCGCCGGCCCACUGCGCGCUCGAGGCGCGCCCGCCCGUGCAGUGGAACAAGGGUCGAGCAUCAAUAUACAUAUUGAGAACGGCCUUUGGAUUGGACUGGAGUGAAAGAAUCAGGAUCAUCUACGCGGGUGACGACAACACUGACGAAGACGCGAUGCUGGCGCUGAAGGGCAUGGCGGCGACCUUCCGCAUAGCGUCCUCGCACAUAACGAAGACGUCCGCCGAGCGGCGGCUCUCCUCCACCGACUCGGUGCUGGCGAUGCUCAAGUGGGUGGAGAGGCACUUCUCGCGCCGCAAGCCGCGCGCCAACUCGCUCACGUACAAGAGCGCGAGGAAGGCGCGCGACACGAUCCAGAUGCACAUGUCCUACCAGCCGCCGGCGAGGACCUCGCCGAAGCCCUCGCCGCCGCUCACGCCCGACAAGGCGUCGAGCGGCUCCGAGUCGAGC
Molecule: messenger RNA, 2490 nt
Organism: Iphiclides podalirius (scarce swallowtail)
Lineage: Eukaryota; Metazoa; Arthropoda; Insecta; Lepidoptera; Papilionidae
Source: the annotation of a GenBank genome assembly